CAAAUGUGCAAUACCAAGAUGUCGUCCCUUACGGAUGCCUCUUCUGUCACCACUUCGGAGCAAGAGCUGCUGGUUAAACCAAAGCCACUAUUGCUGAAGUUGUUGAAGUUAGCUGGUGCAGAAAAGGACACUUUUACUAUGAAGGAGGUAAUAUUCUAUCUUGGACAAUAUAUUAUGUCUAAACAAUUAUAUGAUGAAAAACAGCAACAUAUUGUACACUGUGCAAAUGAUCUCCUGGGGGAUUUAUUUGGAGUAACAAGCUUUUCAGUAAAAGAACACAGGAGACUAUAUUCAAUGAUUUCCAGAAAUCUGAUAGCAAUCAAUCAACAAGACUCUAUGCUUGCUGACACACCUGAGGAUGAUGCCAGAUUUCAGCUUGAAGAAGAACAUGUUCUAAAGGAAUCUAUGCAAGAGUUAGAAGAGAAGCAGACUUCAUCAAAUGUGACUUCCCGACCAACUACAUCUUCUAGGAGGAGAACGCACAGUGAAUCUGAAGAAAACGCUUCAGAUGAUCUGCACAGUGACAGAAGAAAACGACACAAGUCGGACAGCAUUUCGUUGACAUUUGAUGAAAGCCUCUCAUGGUGUGUAGUCAGUGGUCUGUGCCGUGAAAGAAGCAAUAGCAGUGAUUCAACAGAUUCUCUCUCCAUUCCUGAUCUUGAUGCCAGUUCAUUAAGCGAAAACUCUGAUUGGUUUGACCACAGUUCCGUUUCAGACCAGUUCAGUGUAGAGUUUGAAGUCGAGUCUAUUUAUUCAGAAGAUUAUAGCCAUAAUGAAGAAGGACAGGAGCUCACAGAUGAAGAUGAUGAGGUAUAUCAGCUGACUAUUUACCAGGAUGAAGAUAGUGAUGCUGAUUCAUUUGAUGAAGAUCCAGAGAUUUCUCUAGCUGAUUAUUGGAAGUGUCCCGAAUGUAGCGAAAUGAAUCCUCCGCUGCCACGACAUUGCCACAGAUGCUGGGCCCUUCGUGAGGACUGGCUUCCAGAUGAAAAGAGCGAUAAAUUGGUAAAGAGCAAAUUAGAAAGUUCCUUCCCCCUGGAGUCUGAAGAAGGUUUUGAUGUUCCUGAUUGCAAGAAAGUGAAAAUUACAGAAGAUAAAGAACCAGCUGUAGAGGAGAAUGAGGAUAAAGCAGUACAAAUUUCCGAGUCUCAGGAAAGUGAAGAUUAUUCUCAGCCAUCGACGUCGAGCAGCAUGUUUUGUAGCAGUCAGGAGGACUAUAAGGAACCCGAGAAGAGAGAAAUGCCAGACAAAGAGGAAAGCAUGGAAUCCAGUCUGCCUGUUACCAGCAUAGAGCCCUGUGUCAUAUGUCAGAGCAGACCUAAAAAUGGCUGCAUAGUACAUGGCAAAACGGGACACCUCAUGUCAUGUUUUACGUGCGCAAGGAAGCUUAAGAAGAGGAACAAACCCUGUCCGGUGUGCAGACAGCCCAUACAAAUGAUUGUACUAACUUACUUCGGUUAGAUGGACGUUGGCUGGCGAGCAGCAAAAGGAGCUUCAUAAACUGGUUGAGAGAGUAAGAAACUAUUUUUGUAUGCGUAUUGGAAAAUAAUAUUUUGGGUCUUUUCACAUUUGGUAUGAAAAGUAAUUGCUGAAAUAAAUGUGCUGGAGUUGUUAGGGGGUUAGCCUAAUAUUUGUAAGUCAGCUUGAAGACUUUAAAUCCCUCUCAACAAAAAUGACCAAUUCCUGUAAACUACCUGCCUUUCUGAGUGCUUUAUGUUCCAUACAAGUUAGUGACAUUUGUUUUACUGGAUUCAAUGCACACUUUAAAAACCCAAAUUCAAUGAUUAUGAGAGGAGAGACAUGUUGAAGAGUUCGUUUAUGUGAGUUUCUCCUCUCAAGAUACUGGAAUCUGGAGAAUCUUGUAUCUGUUGCCUGGUGAAGACACCAGGCUCAAUUGGAACCCUCUGAAUAAGUCAAUAAAAUAGAAUUUUGUCUCUCUCAUUCCCAAAACUUAAAUUCCUCCAAGUAACCAAAUUACGGGGGAGAUCUUACGAUAGAAAAACACUUAAGGUUUUGGAAAUAGAAAAGGGUAUUGCGUGUCUUUCACAGUGUGCAUUGUAAACUUCAGGGCUGUGUGUGUCCUGAGAAGUCAUUGGUCCAAGUUCAGUCUUACAGUUAUCUCUUAAACGUCCUGAGAAACGGGCUUUUAAAAUGCUUUGUGGGUUUGGAGGUCUGUACUAUCCUUAUUAUUAUUUUAGCAGCGUGAGAAAAGACUUGGAACAGGCAAGACAAAUGAAGGAGGUGCUGUGUAAUGUCAGGUAGGGUAAUAAUAGGGGACAACCUUACUCCUUUUUCUGCACUUGUUUUUGGCUUCAGCAGUAUAGCAUGCAGCUUCAUCACUACAUUCGCUUGAAUAAAAAUAGUGAGGAAAAAAAAGUCCACCUCCAUCUGCAGAAACAAGUAAGUUGUGUAGUUCUAGUUCACAUAGACAUUCUUUAAAUUCAGUAGUCUUUCCAACUUAACGCUGUUUUUCAUCUGUAUCACAAGAAUUCUGAAAAUGUGUUGCAAGGUGUUUGGCCAACUGAAAAUUGGUCGCAUUGGACCUGUCCUCGACUGCUUUUAACUCUCGUCUCCUCACUGUACUAGUCAGAAACUUUGUGACACUUACCAGGUUCCUUAUUAAGGAGUCUACUGACUCAGUUCCGUGGUGCGUUCAGAGUAGUAUAAAAAUACCUUAGCUUACAAAAAUACUCUCACAUGUAUCUUCAGGGUGUAGUUAGAUGACUCAUCUGAGCUGUUUUUCAGAUGGAGAGUUUCUGUACCAGUGUGUUGUAUUUAUUCCUUUGGGAAACUAGAUUACAAGAGGAAUUGUAUGGUUUCAGCGCCUUUUAAUUUUACAGAUAGCUGCUGAUCAUCUGCCCGACAGAGAAUGGCAAAUACGUAGUUUCAGCGUCAGGGGAGUGCCAAGAACGGAGACCUAGCCUAAAUGCAGGAAUUGUGCUGUGUUGCCGUCCUGCAGGCUGAGGUCAAACAGCUUGCUUACCACCACCAGUGCAAAACUGUUGAUGCCUGUGCGCUGGCACAGAGACUUUUACCGCUAUAAUUGCCUUCAUGUCGGAGCUGAAGUAGUUACUCUAGUGUAAAGUGUCUGUAAACUGGGGCUGCAAAUGCCUUGGAAUACAAGGAAGCGCCUAGGAAAAGGACAUAAAGCUGUACAGGAGAGACUCGGUAAACCUUUGGUUGUUACUUGCCUGCAAGGAACUGCCUUCCUAGGUAAAGACUGAAUUACCGGGAUCAGUCACGAUUUGUUUGUACGCUUGAGCUCAUUUUUGAAAAAUGCUACUAAAAGAUACCGGUGUCUCUGAAGUUUUACUGUGAUUAAUUUUAACUGAACAAAAUGUAACCCCCAGCUGUAUAUGUUUCUUCAAAUUCUUACAGGCGAGUUUCUUGCCCCUUGCAAUUUGUAAAGCCACAGCGGGUAGCUGGAGGUUCUAGAAGUUCUUUGGUCAGCAGUAACCUUUCAUGGGUUUCAUGGGGUUUGAUAAUCCUUCAGCCCGAGACAGAGAAGUCCUGUGGGCAGAUGCUUAAAUUUUUCAAGCAGGGGUGCUUCUAAUAGAUGGCUACCUGCCUUAAUUCACACAUCAUUCAUUUUUGAUUUGAUGGACUUCAGUGCAGUGAAGGUUGCAGAGGCUCUUCCAUUGCACCCGCAGGUCAGAACCCAAUAGCGGUCAUACCGCGGUCUGGCAUCGACAGCUGAGAGAGAAUUGCGGACGUGUAUAUGCAGGAGAAGCAUUGAUAACCUUGGGGCUGUACUUAAAAAGCUUCGUCCAUUACAUCGUCUCCUACGUCUUAUGCUUUUUCAGUGCGAUACCUUCUCUGCGGUCACUGUGAUGGCUGUGUAACUGCAGUCCUGGGAGAGCAGCUGUUCUUACCUAGUUCCUACUGGGACAAAGUGUACUGUACUGUCCCACUCCUGGCAUUCUCUUUUCACUUCCCUUAAGUGAUCUCUGUAUUUAAAAAAAAAAAACACAAAAACAAAACAAAACAAAAAAAACACCAAAAAAACUUCAGCUCAAAAAAAAAAAAAAGAAAAAAAGGCACGUAUGGUCAGAGUGAUGAUCCUUGCCGUUCACAACCGCUCGGCUUUGGGAUUUUUCUUCAAAACCAAUUUCAUCUCCUACUAAUGCUUUAUGCUUUGGCAAAAGAUAAAGUGAGAGCAUACAGCAUGAUGAAUUUCCCCUUUCAUGAUCUAAAAUUGUAUUUCCCUAGCACAUCUCCUGUUGUGGAGAAUAGCCCUGGAAAUACCCUCCACUCCGUACAGUGCUGAGGAAAUGGGUAAUUUUGAUUUCUGCAUCUGUGGCCAAGCUACUGUGCCAGAGUGAAUCUUUGUUUUGAGUUCUAUUUUCUGAUAGCAACUUCUAGUGAAACUGUAGGGCUUUUUGUUUGUGGUGAUGUUUUCUUUUUUUUUUCCCCCAAGGCAUGCCUUAUCAAUAGGGGAGCGGUGAGCGUGGGUGCCUGUUCCAGCUCCUGUAGCAGACGCUGGCAGGCAAGCGCGCCUGCCUGCGGGGUUUGGGGGCUGCGUACGUGACGUUGUGACCCCAGCCCCAGCCGGGACGGGCGUUCAGUCCGAAAGGCUGAAACCCUUGGGUCUGCCCCUGUGCCGUCGCCCCGACCUGCGCUCGGUACCUGCCGGGUGAGUGGUGACCAGCCCGGUGUUUGUCGCUCUGCUCUUUCUCUCCUGUAAACAGUUUCUGCCCUUGGGUAGCGGCACGGAAGAAAUUGACAAUUGUCUGUAGUUGAUGAGGUCUUUGAGAUUCUUAUUUAAUAUCAUACAGAUUUUAAUCUUUAAUUUAUUGCAGUUUGUAAAUAUUCUUGUGCUUACAGUUAGUGUUUUGAGCUUUAAUUUAUUGAAUUAGUCUAUUGGUACAUGGGUAGGUACAUAAAUACGUAUACUUAGUAAAUCACAGUCACAGGAAACUUAUUUAAGAAAUUGUAGCAUUAAAAUAAAAUGGAAUACUCGGAUGAUAUUCAGAUUAAGAGGGGUGCAGGAAGACUUAUGGCUUUGUUCUCUUUUUUCCUUCCCUGAAAACGACGACUGCGUUGAACCUGAACAACAUUUCUUAAAUAGAGAUGGAGGCUGGUGGAGCGUUAGCAGAGUGAGAAUGUUUUGAUGGUGCUUGUUUUCCUUUGGAAUGCUUUUGCAUCUCCGAGGACAGCCAAGACGCUAACUGACGGCCUCGUUGUGCUGGUGACAUUGGAGGUGAUGGUCUGGAAGGUGCGGUGAGGUGAUGAGAGGUUUCGAGGUUAAUUUGCAACGGAUGGUAAUUGCUUUUGCCUUUGAACACGUGGCCAAGAAAGCCGAAGGGAUGGCCAGAUGCUGACAAAAUGUGGCAGUACGCGAUUUCCAGUAAUUGUUUUAGUCUGUUCCUUCGUGCGCUUCAGGUAGGCAACAGCUAAGUACAAACGCUACAAGAACCCGCAUUUCUUCUUUUUUAUAAAGUACAAUAAACCCACUUUCUGAUUAAAUUAGACUUUUUCGCUGUGUAGCUAUUUAUUAGUAUUGAAAUGCAACCCUUGACCCGAGGAGGCGAAAUGCAAAGUGAAGUACUCGAGGCAGGUGGCAAAACUGCUUUGUUUCAGUGCCUGACAUUUGCUCAAGAAGGCUGGAAGCAUUGAACAUUAAAAUAUUUGAGAACCUUUAAUAUCGCGUCUUAAGAUUUAUUAGUUACAAAGUCUGCUGCUUUUGUCCUUCAAAAAACUUGCACAGUUGAAACAGAAGUAGCUGGAUUGCCGAUUGUGCUGAACAUCCACGCUGCAAAGAGGACGCUUUUUUGCUGAGCAGCGCCCCUUGAAUGUUGGUUGUUAGUGUUACCGGCGAGGACACGGGAAGAAACGCGUGGCACCGGAGGCUGCGGCUGCCGCUUCGGUUAGCAGGCUGGUUUGGAAGGGGUAAAAGGGCUACACAAUUUUAACUGAUGAAAAGUGUUGUGGCGUGGUACGGUUUUAUCGCCGAGUUCUGAUUGCUGUGAAUUUGCUUAAAUGUCGCUGUCUCAGGAAUGUCUGUCUGUGCGGGUAUGAAGCCACAUGCCAGACUUCGGGCAGAUCUUUCCCCUUGAAGGCUAAUGUGAGGGAAAAACAAUUCCUUAUUCUUACAGAAAGCGUUGACAGGAGUAGUUGUUUCAGAAAAUUGUGUUCUUGCAAAAGCAAGAUUAGAAAAUAUUUAGAAGCAUAAUGAAACUGAAUAAAUUGAAAAAAUAGGAUUAGUAUAGGGGUGAAGAACUUUUCUUUCCCGUCUUAAUCUAAAGAUGCUGUUGUGUCAGGGCGCAACUUUACAAGGAGAGUUUAUAAUUUUAAAGCAGUUAAUUUAUUCAGCCAGUUAACCUGCCGCACAUACGGUAGGGUGCCAGUUAUCUCAGGAAGAAACGACAUUGUGUUGUGCAACACUUGGCCUAAAAAGGAACAUUUGCUGAUGUGGUGCUUCCCGGGGCAGGGAAGAGCUUGGAACACGUGUACGGGCGUCGCGUUCGUACCGGUUCUCAGCUCUGUUGGCCACUCUCGAUUAUUCACGGUGCCGGCAGGCGGGUGCAGGCUUUGAGCAUCUGUAGGGUCACCUGUGUACUUAACAGAGGACGUUACGUGGCGUGCUUGUGCUCUCCGUGCGUUAUUGGACCUCCAGCCUCGGGGAGCGGGGCCAGCGCUUCCCUAGAGCAUCAGCCCUCCCGGCUGGCAGGCGCGUCUCUCUGCUCCGCGGGGAUUACCUGCCCCGCUGACUGAACUUCUCCGGCUCGUCCAUUCCUGAGUCAAAGCCUUAUUUUCUGGAGUUACUGGUCAGUUAAAGGUUGCGCAAGCAAUCUAAAGCAAAAAAACGAAGAAAUCCUCUGAAAUGUAGCUUAAGGAGUCCUUUAACAACGAAUGAGUUGCACUUACCGAACAUGGAAAAAAGGGUUGCUUUUAACUGAUGUGUGCUUUUUUUUUUAUUUAGCACAGAUGCACUGAAAGCUUCAGGUGAACGCUUCUAUACGUGUGUGUGUAUGUGUUUGUGUGUGUAUAUCUAUAUAUGCUACAUGUAAAAUUUGUUGGUGAGUGAUACUUAGAAAGGUGUUGUCUCCCCUUUUGAGUAGACGUUGCUUUAACUUAACGGCCCGACUUUGUUCUUGUUACUGAGCUAAAUUAACGGCCGCCAACAUGACUAUUACAUAAGCCGUAAAAUACCAAACAGCUUGUCCAAAAGCAGUCUUGCUUUGUCGUCUGACUACGCGUCACUGGAAUGACUAUUAAGCAGACGGGUUUAUAGUGAACUUAAAUAACUAGGCGAUCUUGCCGCUACUCCUAGAUGAGCACGCUUUCAAGAACUUGUCACGCUGCGUACCGUCUAGAUAACCAGUGCAUGUGUUGCCACAGCAGGUAACCGUUAAAAUACAAGUACCCCCUCGAGUUGCACAGAGUAUAUAGCUCCAUUUAUGACAAGAAUUUUCACGUGUAUUGUGUCUGCCUCUUGGUUUCCAGUUUUUCCUUUGCUGAGGAAACUAAAUACUAUGUUCUGUCUAAAAAGCCUUAAAUAAAGAUUUGUUUAUAUACUC
Molecule: messenger RNA, 7517 nt
Organism: Pygoscelis adeliae (Adelie penguin)
Lineage: Eukaryota; Metazoa; Chordata; Aves; Sphenisciformes; Spheniscidae
Gene: MDM2
Product: MDM2 proto-oncogene, E3 ubiquitin protein ligase
Exons: 10
Coding region: 4-1458 (484 amino acids)
Biological process (GO): negative regulation of apoptotic process; regulation of cell cycle
Cellular component (GO): nucleus
Molecular function (GO): identical protein binding; ubiquitin protein ligase activity
Source: RefSeq, a predicted model, not a curated record